UUAGCAGAAAACACCAGAAUACGUUUAAUGGCUUAGUUUAAAGAAAACGAGGAAAGAAUUACUUUACUUCCGUCUCUUUUCGCGCAAAGAAAAAAUGCAGCUGAAACAAACGUCUUUUCUACUACUACUGUUGGCAUUCGUGCCGCUUAAGGCUUACGGAUUUACAUUCACUCUCAAGCCAGUCGGUUCUACGACAGUUACAGCGGCCCCAGGAGAUAUAAUUACAUAUAAUGCCCAUAUCAUCGUGUCAGAAACCACUCCACUGUCCUUUCAUGUCAGUCUGCCGUUCUCUCAAACUCCGAUUCUAAAUGUAGAAAAGAUUGAAGUUAUUGGUAAAGGGAAAAAUCUUCACGCAGGCAUGGAACAGUUUACUUAUGCCAAUAAAGAUAGUAACAGUUUUGAAUCUCAAAGCCAAGCCUCAAUUGAUUUUGGAAAUGUAACUCGCAACUCAGGUUCAUCAAAACCCGGAGAUGACUUGGUAGUUCAAGUGCAGGCACGCAUGUUGGAACAUUCUAGUAUCAAGACAGGCGCAGUAUUUUGGUUGUAUUUUGGUAUGCACUAUCUUAACGAUGCAGUCUGGGUUGUUGGAAAGUCAGUAAAAGCGGAAUUGCGAAGUGGACCAGCAAAUGUUGGAGUGUCUCUGAAAAUUCCACCCAGCCUUACACCAUUGAUAAAAACGUUUAAAUUUAAUAUUGAUAUUUAUCACUUGCCCAAUUCGAAAGGAUCAGCUUCCUCAUUGACCAUCACACUAUCAACUCCAUCCACGCUGACCACACCAGAAGCUAAAGCUGAUGGACCAUCGCCAAGUUUUCAAUUAUCAACAACAAACGGAAUUACAAUCACGUUUUCAGAACCGUUUAAAGUUGGCCAAAAGGCGAGAAUUAUUGUCACAAUGACGUAUGCAGGUUCCGAGAAAGGAAAGUUUGUUUAUGGUAACAUUUACGGGAGUUUUCAGUACGAGACAGCUCUAGCUGGUGGUUCCUGUAGCGAGUUGCAAACAGUAGAAAAAAAAGACGAACUACAAUUGCCAUUCAAAAUGUACUCGCAAGAAGACACCUGUGAGGAACCGCUUAACACCGGUUCAAGCGUAGAAGUGAACUCAGCAUAUCUACCAUGCUGUUCAGCGACCUAUAUUUCCACAAGUGCUUCCAAGUCCGGAGCUAUCUGGCUAGCUUGGAAAGAUGUCACAGGCGCUCGACUAGCUGAUGAGUAUAUUCAAUAUAGUUUUGAUAAAAAGACUACCGUGCGAAUGAUUGUAACUAAAGGACAUGUCCCGUGGAAAGUGUUUGUUAGGAGCUAUCAUGUUUCAUACAGUCAAAAUGGUGUUCAUUGGAAGUACGUCACACACAUAGGGAAGAAAAAGGAGUUCAAAGCAAACACAGACGGGUUGCACAAAGCGCUUGUUUUAUUUCCGAAACCUUUGAACGUUUGGUUUUUACGGAUUCACGUAGUGAAGCACAGUCCUCUUGGCAUUGGAAUGAAAGUAAAGUUAUAUGGUUGCGAAGAUAAUACUGCGACUAAGCCGUACGAAGUUCACCAGCGAGGAUUCAUUGCAGCAAGUGCUGUAUUGAUUUUAUGCAAUGUCCAUCCAGAUAGAAUGAAAGCAAAACCAAACUGUUACAUCAGCGAGGAUGAUGGAUUAAAAUGGAAACCAAUGCAUUCAAGUAUCGUGAACAUGAUUGGACACGACUCAAGCACGGGCAAGAAUUACGCCAUGGGUGUGACGUCAGAGGACACGCCAUUCUACAUGGAAGUUUUAUCGGCUCAAUCUGUCCGAGUGAUUACUGAAGCGGACUGGAACGCUGUGAAAUCAGCAUGUGUUUUACCAAUAGUGAUUCCCAUGUAUCCAGUACACGGUAAUCCCUUGUACCAGCUCACUGGCACGUCAGUAACUGUUGGGACGAUAACUUAUGUUGCUUCACCCGAGGGAUUACUCAAGAUCGAGGGUGGAAACACCAAAAUGAUAGCGUCCUGGACCGAAUACAAAUAGGCUUGGAGAUGAAACAAAAUGGACCUUUUUUCUGUCAUUCUGAAGCACUGCGCAGUCCGCAUUCCACACUAUAUUACUUAUACACUAUUUAAUUUUUCAUUUUUUAAACAUACGUUCGCUUUUCAUUGUUCAAAUUUAAGGCUAUUUAUUACACACGAUAUAUAAUCUAUUAAAUUAAAUAUUAUUGUAAAAUAUUAUACAUCUUUCAUUUCACGUACUAGUUAAUUAACGAGAGAAUAGUUGUAAUUUUAUUCUCAGUGAAAAUUGAAUGUCAAAACAUGUUAUUAUUGUUACUUAAUUAUUUGCACUUAGAAAUU
Messenger RNA from Dendronephthya gigantea, 2307 nucleotides. RefSeq lists its product as uncharacterized. The transcript is spliced from 11 exons. The coding region runs from base 95 to 1990 and encodes 631 amino acids. The record is from RefSeq and is a predicted model, not a curated record. NCBI's taxonomy places the organism in Eukaryota, Metazoa, Cnidaria, Anthozoa, Malacalcyonacea, Nephtheidae.